GCAAGAGUUAGAAAAAAUGUUUCAAGUAAAAGUAAAAAAAGUUCGCACUAUCCGUCAAAAGCCAGUUCUGCGACAAACUCGCUACUUGCAAAAAUCACCUACUAGAAUUUUUACUAAAUUAAAAAAAAAGGCUUUGCCCAUAGCUAAUUCUAGUCGGAACACUACUCUCAUCAAUUACCGAGAAAAAUUAGUUCCUAAUCCACAAAAAAUUCCUCGUCAACUGCUUAAAAUAAUUAAGCCCCAAUCUGGACGUAAUAACCAAGGAAAAAUUACUACUCGACACCAAGGGGGAAAACACAAACGCUUUUACCGAAUUAUUGAUUUCAAACGUUAUGAAAAAGAUAAGGUAGAAGGGAAAGUUAAAAGUAUUGAAUAUGACCCUAAUCGUAAUUGCUUUAUUUCUUUUAUUAGUUAUCGCAAUGGAAGUAAUUCCUUUAUUAUCACUCCACAGGGAUUAAAAGUUGGAGAUAAAAUUAAUGAUGAAAAACAAAGUCCACUUCAAACUGGAAAUAAUUUGCCUUUGAGUGAUAUUCCAGCCGGAACUUUUAUUCACAACCUUGAAUCAAGACCUGGGGAGGGGGGCAAAGUAGUUCGGGGAGCUGGAACUAGUGCAAUAGUAAUGGGAAAAGAUGCCGAUAAUCGCUAUGUUCAGGUCAAAUUACCUUCUAAAGAGGUUAAAAAAUUUUUAGUUACUUGUCGAGCCACUAUCGGUUCCGCCAUGAACCCUUGUGACCAUCCCCAUGGUGGUGGAGAACAGAAAACAGGAAUUGGACAUCCUUCGCCACUUAUAGUUAAUAAUGCAACUCUUAAAAAUCGACAACAGUCAAAACCAUUUGUCGAUGGAAAAUUAAAGGAAAAGAUUGAAAAUCGUCUGAAACAAAUUGCUGAAUUAGAAAAAAAAGGAGGUAAAGAAGAAGAAAUUUCUAAAAUUUUUUUUACUCCUAUUAAAGUUUGGUGUCGCGAUUCUACUAUUUUUCCAGAAAUGGUUGCCGAAAAAUUAAAAACAAAAUUAAACUCACCGGAAUAUAUUGCGGUGCCAAAAUUACCUACUGGUGAUGAUUAUUACGGCUCUUUAUGGGCAUUUGUUGGGAGAGAAAAAAGCAAAAGUUUUGUUGACAUUCACGACAAUGAUGAUUUUAUUAUGAACCGAGCCGAGCAAAGGAAAAAUGGGGGAUUUAUCUAUUAUCAUGACUUGGAGCCAA
This is a messenger RNA of Funneliformis geosporum, 1202 nucleotides long. The record is from the annotation of a GenBank genome assembly. Lineage: Eukaryota; Fungi; Glomeromycota; Glomeromycetes; Glomerales; Glomeraceae.